Messenger RNA from Sorghum bicolor (sorghum), 1553 nucleotides. Its product is annotated as NEP1-interacting protein-like 1. The record is from RefSeq and is a predicted model, not a curated record. Lineage: Eukaryota; Viridiplantae; Streptophyta; Magnoliopsida; Poales; Poaceae. Bases 365 to 1105 code for a protein of 246 amino acids. The transcript has 5 exons.
CGACGGGUUGGUUGGCGCCAUAAAUUCCUCGCCACCACCGCUCGACCUACCAUACCCGUCCGUCCUAGCUCAUCCGAGCCUGCCCUCCGAUCCCCUCCAUCACAGCAGCUGCUGCGUCUGCGUGCGCCGUCGCCACCAGACCUCAAUCCCCUCGCUCGUCGUCCUCGUCCAACGACUUCCCCUCGAUCAGUUCCCAUUCCCACCGCACCCUCGCUCGUCGUGUCUAGCUAGCGGAGAUUGCUACGACCAGAUCGGAGAGCUUAGCUCAGCCCAACCCCAGGAGUCACUCGGAGGAAGAAGCGAAGCGAAGCGAAUCGAAGCGGCAGGCGGUGUGUGGUGGUUGCUGCCGGCGCGUUCCUGGGCCAUGGAUCCGUCGGGCGGCGCGUUCCUGCCGCAGCUGCAAGCUGGGAGCUCCUCCUUCCCGCGGUCCUCCAGCAACACGUCGCUCGCCAGGACCGGUAGCGCCGGCCGCGGGAGGGGCGGCACCAGGGGCAGGAAGAUGAUGCGCAGGGUCUGCCGCGGCGUCAUCACCUUCAUCUUCGCCAUCGCUGGGCUGUUCCUGGGAGCGGUGACCGGCGGUCUGAUCGGGCUGGCGACGGAGAGCGGGCUGUUCCGCGGCACCGGGAUCGGCGCCAUCACCGGCGCGCUCGUCUCCAUCGAGGUCGUCGACUCCUCCAUCCGGCUCUGGCAGUCGCGGCGCUCCGGGAUCUGGAGCAUCCUCUACGUGCUGAACGUGAUCUACAGCCUCCUGACCGGCAGGCUGGUGCGCGAGAAGGUCGACCCGGCGGUGCAGAGGGUGGUCCGGAGCCAGAUGAACGCGGUGGACUCGUCGCCGUUCAGGGAGUCGCCGGACCUGUUCGAGGUGGAGGCCACCAACGGCAUGCCGCGGGCGUCCAUCGACAAGCUCCCCGAGUCGUGGAUCACCGAGGAGUACAGGCGCGACGCCGUCGGCGACCUCUCCGGAUGCUCCGUCUGCCUCCAGGAUUUCCAGGUCGGGGAGAAGGUGCGGAGCCUGCCGGACUGCUGGCACGUGUUCCACGUGCCGUGCAUCGACGGCUGGCUCAUCAAGCACGGCUCCUGCCCGCUCUGCAGGAGGAAGCUCUAGACCAGUACGCCAUGGAUGAUGCAUACUCGUCGCUGCGAUCGAGUUGAUGCUGUGCCCCCACCGCCGCCGCCACCGCCACAGCUGCUGCUAGGAUCGGAGGAGGUUGGAGCUGGAGGAGGAAGAAGAGACUGACAUCUAUAGAACCCUUAAUUUAUAGAGAGCUUUUGGUUUUUGCUUUGCUGCUGCUGCUGCUUGUACGUGUCCUACUACGUACGUACCUUUUGCAUCUUUUUUGAUCCCCGCCAUGAUCGACCUCCUUCGUCCAUGCAUCGAUCUCCUCUCGGUUCGGUUCGGUUCAGUUCCUUCUAUCUUGAUGAAGAUCGAUCUCAUGUAAUAUAUACCCUGGACCGGCUUGUGCUUCGAUCCAUUCCAUGCAUCUCCGGACUGUGAUCUUGGUGUAAUAUAUAUAAAACUACUAGUAUGUAUAUCAUCGCACUUUGGACAUGCA